GUGGAUUGCUUAUUUUUUCACUCAGCUCUGAUCUGGAUGAAGAACAGGAAAGGUGUAACAACUUAUUUUCGGGUAAACUGGAAGUGGUACGAUUAUUGAAGGAUGGGGGCAUCAUUCAGAAGUUAUGUGUGGGAUCCCAUGUUACUCAUCUCACAGAUCAUUGCUAUGCAGAGUGUCUUCUAUGUGUGCUUUGGAAUUUGGUUGAUUAUGGUUGAUUACAUCUUGGAUCAUCCUAAAUCAUUAAGCCAGAUAUUUGGUUAUGAUUGCCUUGACUUCAGCAGUUCAGGAGGAAGGAUGAUUGUUGCGGUCUAUGUAAUGAAUGCACUCACCUGUGCUAUUGGACUGUGGUGUAUUGUGCAGAGGACAAAGCAGUGUACAGACUUCUCUGUUACAAUGCACUUUUUCCACUUCAUUGCCUGUUGGAUGUACAAUUCAUGGAUCCCCAGUUCGAUGGCUUGGUGGUUUACGAACAUUGGUUGUAUAGCAUUGACGACAGUGCUGGGAGAAUACCUGUGUAUGAGGACAGAGUUGAAAGAUAUUCCCCUUACGGGAGCACGGGCAGACUUAUGACAGCAGUAACAUGAACGGUUGGCCAUCACUGUUUGCAACAAGAGGAACAUGUUGCAGCGACAGUAAGAACUUCUGCCGUGGAACCUAUAUCAUCAAACAAUUGUCUAAAACAUAUUGCGAAGAGUACAAGUUCAUUUGGACUGCAAUUACAAGGACAAUACAUUGUACCUGGAGCAAAAGUUGACUUCUUAAUGGACUGUGUCUUAGUUGAGUUGAUUUGCAAUAUGUACUUGAGACCACCAAGGAUGCAUCUUCAUGGAGCAUGAAAGCAAGAAAUGAGGACUGGCAGCUUUACAUUCUUUCCAAGGGAUGUGGUAAGGAGGAUCAGUACCUUACCUCAGGCAUUGAUUGUAUGAAGAUAACAGCAAAUAAAUCAAUAUUGAAAAAAUAUGAACAUACAAGCAUACAAGAGUGUGAAUCCACCAUGAUAUCGUCUUGGUAUUGAUGUGCAAAGGAGCAGCAGACACGAUGAGAAAAUGAUUUGCAUGUGAAGGUGCGUGCAAGUAAAACUAGAAAGUUUAAUACAGUGGCAAAUGCGGGGUCACUGUACUUUCUAUUUCACACAUUGUUGAAAUGACUAAUGUUUUCUAGAGUGUAUAUUUCUGUUUAUACAUUGAAGAUCAGGCUAACGAGAAAAUCUAUUGAUGUACAAAAACAUAUAUGCAACACUUGGCCUCAUGGACCCUCCCUUCCAAAGCUUAUAGAUGGAUUACAUAUAUUUCAUAGAGUUCCUGUUUCUAUGAAAAAUGCACUGUAGCAAGGUGAUUUUUGACUCGCCUAAACGAAGUUCGGCAGAGACCUAAUCACUUUUCCUGUUUUUAGUCUGUUGGUCUGUUCCAAAGUGUUAAAUGUUUUGUUCUACUUGCUCUCAUUCCUUUAUUUUUGCAUCAAUUAUCUUCAUACUUGGUACAUAUGAUCCCUGGGCAAUACCACAUGUGAUCCAAUGAGAGAUGGGGUCAAAGGUCAUCUAGGGGUCAAAUGAUAUGAGGUCAUGUUCACCCUUUUUUGAAGUUUUUGUUCAACUUGCUCUCAUUUCUAUAUUUCUGCAUCAAUUGUGUUCAUACUUGGUACAAAUGAUCUGUGGGCAUUACCACACCUGUGUUCUUGAGGAUGAUAAGAUCAAUGGUCAUCUAGGGGUCAAAAGAAUAUUACAUAUUUAAUUGAUCGUGAAAUCAGGCGAGACUCGUAGUUCGAGAACCACCUUGUUUUUAAAUCAUAUGAAAUUCUGAAGAACUCACUUAUCAAAUCGAAUGCUUUGAUUUCUGUAGCUUUUAACAGUUUUUGUAAAUUAGUUGUUUUAACAAGUUGUAUGAAAAGAGACUACUGGUAGGUAAAAUGAAAGGAAGAGUACAGUAAUAGAGCAGUCUAAUGAAUUUUGUCAUUUGAAUUAAUGGUUUUGAUUUUAUUAUAAAUGAGAAAUCAAGUUGAUUAAUAGUGAACGAAUAGAAAUUAGAUAAAAAUGUUAGUAGACGUUUGUAGAAAAAGUAAAAAAUCAAAGAAGAAGAGUUAUUGAUUUGUAAAGGGGAAGUCUACCCUGAUGUGAGGGGAAAAAAUGUUAUCAUUUGAUGGAUUUUCACCAAACAUCCAUUGAUAUCCUUCUCUCAUAUGUCUGUAUUUAUUAUAACCAACUUUUAGACUGCUCCUUUAUGAUGUUAGGCAUCAAACACACUAUUUGCAGUGUCAUGACAUGAUAUGUGGGCUCACUUUUCAUUUAUCUUGUGCACAUUUUUGUGUUAUUUUGGACAGUAAUUUUCCCAUUCCAGGAAUGUUUGUACUAGGCACCUUGCAGCGUCUUUUGACAGGAAUCUUGCAAAGCAUCCGUCACAGCAACUUUCCUGCAUUCCCAAUUGUUUUGUCUAACGCUGAAGUAAGAGGAUUGGUAAUGAAAAUGACACUUGUGGGAUUAAUGCAGAAAGAUGUAGCUCCGAGUUUUGUGGAGGUGCCUGAUAAAUUUUUGGUUUGUUUGCACGUAAAGGUGAUCAUUUGAUAUGCUUGUGUCAUUUUGCCCGUAGCCAAUUGUGGAGGUAUCUUGAGGUGAAAUUAAAAAUAAGUUGAUUUGUAGACUUGAUGGCACAUAUUGAUCAAUGAAAUCAAAUCAGCCCAACAAUCUAGCUAAUAUUAAGAAAAAUGUUAUAGGGCCCACUUGUCUAGUCUGGUUUUACAGGUAAUAGUGGUCCAAAGAUAUCUGACUAGUACUUUAAAUAUAAGUGUCCAUAUUUUUGGUUUGGUGCAAACAAGAAUAUUACUAAUAUUUAUUAAUCAUUGUAUCAGUACCUUUUGUCAUUAAAUUUUAUUUGCAAAAUGUUAAAGAUAAAACCAAUAAAAUCCUUAAAUUGGCAACACAAAAUAAGUGGGAAAAAAAGUUGAUCUGUUUUAUUCAAUUACAUAAUUUUAAUGCAAAAAGGAAAGCAAUAUCGAUUAAGGCUACAAAUGAUUUAUUGCCUUGAAUGAGCUAAUUACAAGAUUGCCCAAGAUAUAGAUAUUUCCAUUAAGUAAUUUUGCUAAGAAUAUAACAAGCAAAUGUACUGGUUAGGUCUGUAUUUAACACAUGGAAUUCAAACAACUCAAAAAUAUUUCAUACUGAAGUGUCAAGGAAAUAUUUGUUGUUGUAAUAAAGGUGAUCAUUGGCCCACUUUAUAAAGGAUUUUCAACUGUGGUAACUGCCAUAAUGGUAACUACCAUGGAAUGUUUGAUCUUGAUUGGCUACUGAGUCCUGUUACCAUAGACAUAGUAGUUACCCUAAUGGGAAAGUAGUUACCCUAAUGGGAAAAUAUUUACCAUUAUUGUAAUGAUGUCCUUGAAAAUAGUCCCUUAUAUAUGUUCAGAGGUCAUAUAAAGUAUAAAAUGUACAUAAAUAUAUUACAAGAAAAAAAAAACUUUGUAAAUGUAUAAUUUAUUUUUUAAUAAAGUCUUAUAUAAUAAGAA
Lytechinus pictus (painted urchin) is the source of this 3495-nucleotide messenger RNA. RefSeq names its product protein SYS1 homolog. The transcript has 4 exons. The coding region runs from base 103 to 570 and encodes 155 amino acids. Gene Ontology annotation, biological process: Golgi to endosome transport; Golgi to plasma membrane protein transport; protein localization to Golgi apparatus. Gene Ontology annotation, cellular component: Golgi membrane; trans-Golgi network. Lineage: Eukaryota; Metazoa; Echinodermata; Echinoidea; Temnopleuroida; Toxopneustidae. The record is from RefSeq and is a predicted model, not a curated record.